AUGUCAGCCAGAAAGGGCUAUCUUCAUCCUCCGUCAAAUUACACCACAACGAUGACAUGCCCCAACAACCAGGCUGGAAAUUCGUUCUUCGUGGACUCUUUAAUCAACGUGAGAACCGACAGUGGUUCAUAUUACCCAAGUAACGGCGUGUAUUUGCCACCGGCGUCGGAAUAUUCAUAUGGACUGUCCAGUGGCUCGUGUUUCCCGGGGAUCGGUAAGCGCAAUAACGAGCCAGUCACCCAGAGCGUGAUCCCGUCAUCUGCUCCCUAUGUUCAAGGGAUGGAAACGUGGCUGGAAACGUCGAGAUCGUGCCGGGUAGACCAACCCAGCAGCGGCCAACAUAUGGCUCAGUGCUCCUUCUCCCCGAGCAUAAAGGAGGAGAGCGCGUAUUGCCUUUACGAGUCUGACAAAUGUCCUAAAGGAGCACCGGUAGAUGACAUUUCCUACUCGAGCGCAUCAUGCCCUGUUUCAGGCAGUACCUUACCAGUCCCGGGCUACUUCCGCUUGUCUCAGACUUACACGUCCUCCAGCAGGCUGUAUCAAGAUGUCCAGCCAAACAUGAACCACUUUAGCCUGCAGAGACCUGCGCGCUCGGACAGCCAGCCCUCCCAGCCAACUCAGCCCUCCCAGCCUGCCUCUGCUGAGCCGGAGCGGAGGGAGAGCCACGAGGAGGCGCCUGUUCCUACACCCUGCGUCCCGGCCGGAGAGGAGGACAGCCGGCUCUCCUCGGACAGCUCGUCCUCUCCUGAAUCUGCUGAAACCUGCAGGGCGGAGUGUCCUGAGAAGCCCGUCAAAGGUGAAGAGCAGAAAAUUACCACAAAAAGAGCAGACAGUAAACAGCACGUUAAUUUUGAAGGCUUCCAUUGUGUUUUCUCGGUUUAGAGGACGGUUAGGAGUGCGACUGCUCCUUUUUUUAUAUUUGCAAGAAUAUUAAGCCUCGGGUCAACAGUCAGUCUUUCACAGGUGCGCGUUUAUCGGGUAUUUACAGCUUUAUCAGACAUGAGACGAAAUUGAACGUGACCAAUCAGAGCCGAGGAUCAGAGCUGUACGAGUUGUUUAGACAACAAAUAGACAGCUGUGCAUGCACUUCAGUACAAUUCCAGUCACACACACACCUUUAGGGUGUAGCAUAUUUGAACAUGCAGCUUUUAAUAUUUAUAUUAUUACUAACUUUGAAUUAAAAAAGGUUUCACUAUUUAACCUAAAUGAAACAACAAAGCUAAUCCAGUCUACUCAGGGCUGUGUUUGCUCUCGAUUCAUCUGAGGCCUUACUUUGAUUUCAGUGCUUUGUUGGCUGUUUAAUAUCCCAAUAAAGGUGCAGUGGGCUGCAGAUUGUCGUGGUUAAAGCUUCUUAAGGGGACAAAUAUCAGUAAAAAAGUGGAAUUAUUGCUGUAUUUGAUGUCAGAAUUGUUGUGAUGCUGUGCGUAAAAUGUCCAUAACGUCAAAUAAGUCAGAGAAACGUCUUUGUAGGGGUCUUGAGUGCAUUUUAAAGGUACUCUUUAAAAAAAUAUUUGAAAUAUAAACUAGACACCACUUUUUAUACGCAUGAGCUUUUCUUUAUGCUGAUCUUUCGAAUUUGUAACGGUCCAUUUUAUUUUUAACAGGGUUAAAAGGUUUUCUUUGGCUGUCUUCAGUGUGUUUUGUGUAUUUUUUCCACACCUGUUGCCCAUAAUAUCCUGUCUUACUUCCCUUUCAGGAGAUGGAAAAAUUGAAAGCACGGCUAACUGGCUCACAGCAAAGAGUGGCCGAAAGAAGCGUUGCCCAUACACCAAGCACCAGACACUGGAGCUGGAGAAGGAGUUCCUCUUCAACAUGUACUUGACAAGAGAGCGUCGUCUGGAGAUCAGCCGCAGUGUGCACCUCACUGACAGGCAAGUCAAAAUCUGGUUCCAAAACAGGAGGAUGAAACUGAAAAAAAUGAGCCGAGAGAACAGGAUCCGAGAGCUCUCCAGCAACUUCAGUUUCUCGUGAGACUGUCUGUGUGUCUGUCUGCGUCUAUGGCGCCCUCCUCCAUCCAUGGCACGGGCGCCUGUGCAGAGCCCCUCUACCCAACUGUGAGAAUGUCCAUGGAAAAAUAGGACCCUACUGCUAACUUAUUGAUUGUUGCUCUUUCUUGUUUCCAUGUCUGUAUUUAUAAAUGGCUUCCAUUUGUAUCGUUGAUCCGUUGUGUUUGAAAUGUUCAGACUGUGACCACAAUGUUUCAGAGCUUCAGGCUUGUACAUUUUGUAGAUUCAGCCUGAUGGAACCAUUGGACUUUGCAUGCUGGACUCACCCUUGGGAUAUUUGUGUUACAGUUACGUGAAGGCCUUAUUGUGACGGCUAAAAACACCAGAGAGGUCUGAUGAAUAUUUGCACAUUUUGCUGGUCAAAUUAAUAAAGCCAUCCCUG
Molecule: messenger RNA, 2388 nt
Organism: Xyrichtys novacula (pearly razorfish)
Lineage: Eukaryota; Metazoa; Chordata; Actinopteri; Labriformes; Labridae
Source: the annotation of a GenBank genome assembly